This is a messenger RNA of Prunus armeniaca (apricot), 270 nucleotides long. The record is from the annotation of a GenBank genome assembly. NCBI's taxonomy places the organism in Eukaryota, Viridiplantae, Streptophyta, Magnoliopsida, Rosales, Rosaceae.
AUGUCGCAAGGCGAUGUGGCUAGGCACAAAGGUGCUGAAGGCGACACAAAGCUUGCAUGUUGCAAGGCGAUGUGGCUAGGCACGGGGGUGCCGAAGGCGACACAAAACUUGCAUUGGAUGGCGGCGGGAUACCGAAGGCAACGCGCGCACCGAAUGAUGAUAAGGUGCCGAAGGGCACGGAAAAAGGGGAGAACGACAAAAGCCUUUUGUGUCGAUUCCCACAGACGGCACCAAACUAUUGAUGCUCUUUUUCGGAGAGGGUCAACUUAG